Molecule: messenger RNA, 2178 nt
Organism: Daucus carota subsp. sativus
Lineage: Eukaryota; Viridiplantae; Streptophyta; Magnoliopsida; Apiales; Apiaceae
Product: phosphoinositide phospholipase C 2
Exons: 9
Coding region: 114-1898 (594 amino acids)
Biological process (GO): release of sequestered calcium ion into cytosol; phosphatidylinositol-mediated signaling; lipid metabolic process
Molecular function (GO): phosphatidylinositol-4,5-bisphosphate phospholipase C activity
Source: RefSeq, a predicted model, not a curated record
CACAUUAAUAAUAUAUACAUACACUUCACACUUCCCGAGGCCAAAUAUAUCAAUCUUCAUAUUACAGCUAAUACACUCUCUCUCUCUCUGGAAGCUUCUCUCUCAUCUCAACAAUGGCGUCUAAUAAGCAGACGUUCAAAGUGUGCUUCUGUUUUCGGCGCCGGUUCCGGCUGGCCGCCGCCGAAGCUCCGUCGGAGAUCAGGUCGCUGUUCGAUCGGUACUCCGAGAACGGCGUCAUGACGGUGCAGCUUCUACAGAGAUUCUUAGUUGAGGAGCAGCGCGAGGCUAAUGCGUCGUUAGAGGAUGCGCAAGCGGUGUUUGAUAAUCUUCAUGAGCUGAAGAUUUUGAAUAUUUUUCAUCGGAAAGGACUUACUCUCGAAGCGUUCUUUAAGUACUUGUUUCAUGAUAUUAAUCCUCCGAUGAAGCCUAAUUGCGGGAUUCACCAAGAUAUGAAUGCUCCCAUAUCUCACUACUUCAUUUUCACUGGGCAUAAUUCUUAUCUAACUGGGAAUCAACUGAGCAGUGAUUGCAGUGACGUCCCAAUCAUAAAAGCACUUCAGAGGGGUGUUAGAGUUAUUGAAUUGGAUAUAUGGCCUAAUUCAACCGGCGAUGAUGUUAAUGUUCUUCAUGGAAGGACACUGACCACUCCUGUUAAACUCCUAAAAUGUUUGGAAUCUAUUAAAGAGCAUGCAUUUACUGCGUCUGAGUAUCCUGUUGUUAUAACUCUAGAAGAUCAUCUUACUCCAGACCUUCAAGCUAAAGUAGCCGACAUGGUCACUCAAACAUUUGGAGAUGCAUUGUUUACACCCGACUCAGAUUACUUGAAGGAGUUUCCAUCACCGGAAUCACUAAAAAAGAGGUUUAUCAUUUCAACUAAGCCACCCAAGGAAUAUCUUCAAGCCAAAAAAGUUGAUGGAGAUGAAAAAAAUGGUUCACAGAAAGAGAAAGAUGUAACUGAUGAGGGAGCUUGGGGAAAAGAACUCUCAAGCCACAGAUAUGGUACUAAUCAGGAUAAGGAUGAUUUGGAUGAGUUUGACAGCCCGGACGAGGAAGAGGAUGAUGACGAUGAGAAGGCAUGUCAAAAAACAGCACCUGAAUACAGGCGCUUGAUUGCGAUCCAUGCGGGAAAAGGAAAAGGAGGUUUAGACGAUUGGUUAAAGGUGGAUCCAGAUAAAGUUAGACGACUCAGUUUAAGCGAGCCAGAACUUGAAAAGGCUGUAAUAACUCAUGGAAAAGCUAUUGUUAGAUUUACCCAGCGGAAUAUAUUGAGGGUGUACCCAAAGGGUAUACGUUUUGACUCGUCUAAUUACAAUCCAUUGAUUGCCUGGACACAUGGAGCUCAAAUGGUUGCUUUCAAUAUGCAGGGCUACGGAAGAUCACUUUGGCUAAUGCAGGGAAUGUUUAGGGCAAAUGGUGGUUGUGGUUAUGUUAAGAAACCGGACUUCUUAUUGAAGGCUGGUCCACACAACGAGGUCUUUGAUCCUGAAAUCGCACUCCCGAUAAAGAAAACAUUAAAGGUAACUGUAUAUAUGGGUGAAGGCUGGUAUUAUGACUUCAAGCAUACACAUUUUGAUGCCUACUCCCCUCCAGACUUCUAUGCAAGGAUUGGUAUUGCCGGUGUCCGUGCUGAUACUGUAAUGAAGAAAACAAAGACACUUGAAGACAACUGGAUUCCAAAUUGGAAUGAAAAGUUUGAAUUCCCUUUAACAGUCCCAGAACUGGCUCUCCUUCGAAUCGAAGUUCACGAGUAUGACAUGUCUGAAAAGGAUGACUUUGGAGGCCAAAGUUGCCUACCUGUUUCCGAACUGAGAAGUGGUAUUCGAGCCGUUCCACUUUAUAGUAGAAAAGGAGACAAGUACAAUUCGGUGAAAGUACUCAUGCGCUUCGAAUUUGUUUGAAAUAAUUGUGUGAGCUCAUCCUUUAUUAUUCCGUUGUUUCAUUCUUUACAAUUCCAGGAUAUAACCGCGUGUGCAGUUUGAACUAUUUUAUUCACUUCUUUUGUAUAGUGUAAUGCAGAGAUGUGUGUAUAUGUCUAUAGAUAAUGCUCCACGGUCCUAUCUUGCUGGUGCAUGUUGCCAUUAUAUUAAAUCCGGAACUUUUGUUGUGAUGUUGUAAGUUUGUAAUAUAUAUAUUUAAACACUAUUGUGCUGAAAUAGGAAUGCAUCUUGUUGCCGCUGA